AUGAUCGCCAUCUGUACAGAAGUUAAGGCACGCUAUCAUAUAGCUGUCUCUACUCGAUUUGUGGAGCGUGUUAGUGGAACAGUGGAAAAUGUUACUGCAGAGAGUGUAUAUCGUCGUGCCCUCAACGAAAACCUUAAGGAUAUUACUGAUGUGGGAACAAUUCCAUAUGGUUUGGCUUCACAAGUGAGCGCUGUUCUCUCAGCUCCACUUGUACUUCAAGUCAACAGCUCUAGGGACGCUACACAGCCUCUUAGACCUUGCGCCGAUACAACCGAGGAAGAGAUGACAUUCGGUGCUGCAUUGCAAAAAAAUACCAAUACACGUCUUUUGCGUCUUGUGCUUAGCGAUGGACAUGUGGAAAUACCAGCAAUUGAGCUUUCUACUCUUCACAUAUUUCGAGGCAUACCUGUACCAGGAGAGAAACUUCUUAUUAAAGAAGGAGCAGAGGUAAAAAAUGGUGCUAUUAUUAUGACAGAUGACUGUAUUGAGCCUCUAGGAGGGGAAGUACAGCAGUUGAAAAGAGAAUUCCUAGCCCUAAGAAAUAGAUCUGAUAUUCCUUACCAGACCAGUACGGGUUUGGAAGCUGCGCCUCGUUUUCAGCCUCUCCAUUUUGGUACUGCGGCUGCAGCCACUGUACCUAACAGGACACAAGUAAAUGGAAAUAGAGGAGCCUCUGUUUACAACAAAAACAACAACGGGAAUCGAGGGAGAGGCAGAGGGCGUGGCUACCACGGUAGAAAUGGCUCCGGUCAACGUCAGAAUGGUCCCAAUAUCACUUCUCGUGGCGGACGUCAAGAUCAAUCACGAGGUCAUAACCCGCUCUAA
Molecule: messenger RNA, 825 nt
Organism: Trypanosoma theileri
Lineage: Eukaryota; Euglenozoa; Kinetoplastea; Trypanosomatida; Trypanosomatidae
Exons: 1
Coding region: 1-825 (274 amino acids)
Cellular component (GO): nucleus
Source: RefSeq, a predicted model, not a curated record